UUGGAUAUUUGUUACUCCCCAUCAAUCACCCCAAAGUUCCUAUCCAAUCUUUUAAAGGAGAAGAAGAUUAUUUCCUACGGGGGCUGUUUUACUCAGCUUUACUUUUAUGCUCUGUUUUCUACCACCGAGUGCUACCUCCUAGCUGGGAUGGCGUAUGAUCGCUAUGUGGCAAUCUGCAAUCCUCUACUCUAUUCGAUCACCAUGUCCCCAAGAAAGUGUGUUCAGCUGAUAGCAAUUUCCUAUAUUGCCGGGAUCAUUAAUGCAUUAGUGCACACAAUGGCUGCAACUAGACUGUCCUUCUAUGGCCCAAACAUCAUUAAGAAUUUUUAUUGUGAGGGUCCUCCCCUUUUUGCUCUUUCCUGCUCAGAUAUCAUGUAUUACGAUUCAAUGGGAAACUGCACACAGGUGACAGAAUUCAUACUCACUGGGUUGACCGAUGACCCACAGGUGCAGCUGAUCCUGUUUGGGACAUUUUUGGCUGUUUAUGCCAUCACCCUGGUGGGAAAUGUGGGCAUGAUUGUCUUAAUCAGGAUCAAUCCUCAACUCCACACCCCAAUGUACUUUUUCAUUACCAACCUAUCCUUCUUGGAUAUCUGCUACUCAUCGUCUGUCACCCCAAAGUUACUAUCCAAUCUUUUAAAAGAGAAUAAAGUUAUUUCUUUUGUGGGUUGCUUUACUCAGCUUUACUUUUAUGGCCUAUUUGGCACCACAGAGUGCUACCUCCUAGCUGUGAUGGCCUAUGACCGCUACGUGGCGAUCUGCAAUCCUCUACUCUACCUGAUCACCAUGUCCCCCAAAAAGCGUGUCCAGCUGAUAGCAUUUUCUUAUAUUGCUGGGAUCAUAAAUGCUUUAGUGCACACAACUGCUGCUUCUCAAUUAUCCUACUGUGGCACAAACAUCAUUAAGCAUUUUUAUUGUGAAGUUCCUCCCAUAUUGGCACUUGCCUGUUCCAACAUUAGCCUUAAUGAUCUCUUGAUGUUUUUAUUUGUGGGGUUCAGUGUAAUAACAACCAGCCUGAUCAUUCUCACCUCUUAUACUUACAUCCUGGUGACCAUUUUAAAGGAUCACUCUGCCAAGAGUCAUCAGAAAGCCCUCUCCACUUGUACAUCUCAUCUCAUGGUCAUUGGCAUUUUCUACGGAUGUUGUAGCUUUAUCUAUGCACGACCAAGCUCUAGGCAGUCUCACCGCCUAGACCAAGUGGCUUCUGUGUUUUACGUAGUGGUGACUCCCAUGCUAAACCCCUUGAUCUACAGCCUGAGGAACCAGGAGGUCAGAACUGCCAUCAGAAAAGCCCUAGGAAAAAAAGCUGUGUCCCUUUGUUCUUAA
This is a messenger RNA of Python bivittatus (Burmese python), 1326 nucleotides long. RefSeq names its product olfactory receptor 5J3-like. Gene Ontology annotation, cellular component: membrane. The record is from RefSeq and is a predicted model, not a curated record. Gene Ontology annotation, biological process: G protein-coupled receptor signaling pathway. NCBI's taxonomy places the organism in Eukaryota, Metazoa, Chordata, Lepidosauria, Squamata, Pythonidae. Gene Ontology annotation, molecular function: G protein-coupled receptor activity; olfactory receptor activity.